This is a messenger RNA of Plasmodium vivax (malaria parasite P. vivax), 2077 nucleotides long. RefSeq lists its product as hypothetical. The transcript has a single exon. The coding region runs from base 837 to 1643 and encodes 268 amino acids. The record is from RefSeq and is a predicted model, not a curated record. NCBI's taxonomy places the organism in Eukaryota, Apicomplexa, Aconoidasida, Haemosporida, Plasmodiidae.
GAGGGGAGCUCCCCAGUUAGCCUUAACUGCACUCAAAGGAAGCUGUGGAAAAUGGGAACAAAGUGAGACGAUGAGGAGGCAAAACUGUUAGUAGGCAGUGCCCUUUGGGGUCUCCCCCCACAUGGAGGUCAUCCUCGCAAGUGUGCGCUCCACAUUGUUCCUCUCCCCACCCGUAUGAAAUGGCCAUCGUUCGAAAGGGCCAUUUUACACACCUGCAGUGACGCAUCAUAGGUGAUUUAUGCCUCCCCCCCUUUUUUUUUUUUUUAAUGACGUUCUGGGAGACGUGCGGGGAAGAGGAAAAAAAAAAAAAAAAAGGAAAGGAAAUGCGGCCUACGAAGUGGGGAGACCCACCCAGCACACACACAUGCUUAUACGUACUCAGCAUAGCGGCGGUGGGGGGGGAGAAAUCCCCAGAAAGACGCUGUGUACCUGCGAGCGCCGCACAUGUACGCGCGCGGGUGGAUGCCUUGGCCGCCUAUCCAUGGAAAACACCUUAGCUAUAGAGUCCGCGCAGAGAAGUUUGCGUCGAACGGAUAGUAAUCCCGCCAGUGCCUCACGCAGAUCGCCUUUCUCCUCCCCUCCACAAGUACUUCUGACGUUUGGGAGGACUUGUCCAAGGGAAAAAAAAAAAAAAAAAAAAAAGAAAGGAAGGAAGACUCCAUCUCGGAAAGGAAUUCCCCCCCACACACAUUAGAACGUAAAAACGGAAAGGACGAAUUGCCAACGGAGUGGUGGUUAGUUUGCCUCCACUGGGAGUCACCCGGCACGUCAUCCAGCACUUCACCUGGCACCUCACCCUCCGUACCGCCCCAACAGCUAACCAACAGAGCGGCACGAUGAUCUUCAAGCCGAACGGAGAGCACAUGUUCAGCAGCAGCAACGCUCUGAUCACCCAGUCGAACGAAAACGUCACAGCGGAGGACCUCUUUCUCACAAAAAAUAUUUUUCGAGAUGUGCAGCAGAAGGUGAGUGGCGGGCCCAUCAAAACGACGACGAUAGAAAGGGUAACGAAGAUCCCCAAGGUGGUCUUUAAGGAAAGGCUAAAGGAUAAAGUGGUGAAGGAGAAGAAGGUAGUCACCAAGGAAGUCGAAAUAGAACAAAUUAUAGACGUCAUUGAAAACAAGGAGGAAAUUAUUUACAACGAAGUGAAGGUUCCGACAUACAUUGACGUCCCCAUAGUGCACCCAAGACAGGAGGUCUACCACAAGGAGGUUCUAAAAAACGUCCCUAAAGGGAUUGAACUCUUCGUAACGCAGAAGCUGGAAGUGCCAAAAAUUAAACCCAAAUAUGUGGAAGUUCAAGUCCCUAUUUACGUCCCCUGCUAUGUAGAAGUGCCCAUCCCCGCCCAUUACAUUCCCAUCCCGAAAGGGGAGAAGAGGGACCAUUUUACUUGCGGAAUGGAUAGGGGCAAACAGUUUUGUUAUGAAAACCCCAUGGUUUAUAAUAACCCCUUCAUGCGUACUGCUCUACAGGCAGAUACCACCCAGGGGGACUCCACUCAUCACCCUAACGUACGUGGGAAAUGCCCUGUUGAUGGCGGGGACAACCAGUCGGAGGCUAUUCACUCGUCCAAAAGCUCCGUGCAGAAUUUGGCUGUGGAGCAGGGCAGCCUGGACAGUCUGGUCGCCGCGGGGGCGCAGUAAUGAUAGGCAGUGGGGGGGACUUCUCAUCGGGGCGGUCACAACCAUCCUUUGACGAGACUACCCUGUUAAGCCGCACACGUCUACACCUGCGAACCUGUUAAGCCGCACACGUCUACACCUACGAACCUGUUAAGCCGCACACGUCUACACCUACGAACCUGUUAAGCCGCAGACGGCCACCCACACAAACUUCCACACCCACGGCAUGCUAACCCAGUUGCACCUCGCCGCUACGCUUUGUGCCGCACAACAGGUUGCAACUCAUCAUCAUCAUCAUCAUCGUCAUCGUCAGCGGGGAGGACCCACUCGACAGAGCUACUCGGUGGCCCCCCUUUACGGAAGUGUGGUCAAACUCGGAUCAACUUUUUUGAUGAACUUUCCGAAUUGACGAAUGGGGUUGCAUCUGCACUUGUGCAAGCGCAAUGGGGGAAAUG